GACAUCAUCGCAUUAAAAACAUGUAAUAGCUUACAUAUAAAUAACGAACAGCUCCAUUUAUAGUGAUUUCUAUCGUUUCGAUCGAAAACUUCCGGAAAAGGAAGGCGCGAAGUGGUGCCUGAGCUCCAUAUCCGCUUGCAUGUUAUUGUUUACGAUCGCACUUGACGAAAACUGGGUCAGGCAAAAAUAGAAAGCAUACAGUCACACAUUCCUUCGUCGUCUCUGGAUAUGCGCCUUUGAUGAAGAUUCUCUGUUCCGUUGACAACAGGCAGGUAACGUUGAUGCUAGAAUGCUACUAGCAGCCAACCAAAGCUAACUAGCUUGGAAUGUAUCUUUGCAUUUUCAUGCGGGCAACUUACAACACGUUCGCUGCUAGUUAAGUCUGCGUUCAUCAAAUUCGCCUGCACGAAAAAUAACAGUACUUAAGUGUCUCAAUUUAACCUUUUUAACAAAGAUAACAUAUCUCAUCGAAACCGUUGCUAUUAGGCGAUAGCUGGUCACUUGGUUCGAUGACUCAAAAUCCACCCCACCCCCCCUCAAAAAAAUCUGGCAUCACAUGUCAAAUCAUCAUUGUUUGUUGGACGAUGUUGCGAUCAUCCAAAAGCUGGACAGAUGUUGUUUGACACCUUCGCAUCUCGAUUCAACGUGACCGCCAAGUGAGAGUCAAGAUCCUCGUUGCUGCCAUGUCCAGGCGAGGCAGAAACAGCCGCGCUUGGCGUUACGUUUGGGGCGGAAUACGCCGAGAUGCUGAUGCAAGAGCGCUUGUUUUGGCGUCGGAAAGUGACGGAUGGGGCUAUGAGCGCCUGGAGUACAGCGAUUCGGAUUCGGAGGCCGAUUACUCGACGGUGAUGGUCCCUCCGGUGGCCAGCGCUGUGCCCGUGACCGGAGAGUCUUACUGUGGCUGCGACUACCAGGCGGAGACCAUCCAUCACCGCCAAGGUUUUUACCAAGUCAAAGACUGUCUCUGCGGAGAAGAUGAUCAAGAUUUUGACUGGGUUUGGGACGCCGGCAGCCGAUCAACAGCAACGUUACUGAGCUGCGACAAUCGCGAAGUCAACUUUCACUCCGAGUACAGCUGCGGCACGGCUGCCAUCCGUGGUUCCAAGGAGCUGGCGGAAGGGCAACACUUUUGGGAAAUCAAGAUGACGUCUCCCGUUUACGGAACAGACAUGAUGGUUGGAAUCGGUACUUCUGACGUCAACCUUGACAGAUACAGACAUUCGUUCUGCAGCCUGUUGGGAAAAGAUGUAGACAGCUGGGGCCUGUCUUACACCGGCUUGUUGCAUCAUAAAGGAGACAAGAUGAACUUUUCGUCUCGGUUCGGCCAGGGCUCCAUCAUUGGGGUUCAUCUGGACACGUGGCAUGGCACGCUUACAUUCUUCAAGAAUCGCAAGUGCAUCGGCGUCGCUGCCACAGAUCUCCAGAACAAACGGUUUUACCCGAUGGCGUGCUCCACGGCAGCCAAAAGCAGUAUGAAGGUGAUCCGAUCCUGCUCCGCGCCCACCUCCCUUUUGUACCUGUGCUGCGUUCGCCUUCGCCAGCUCCGGCCAGACUGUACAGACACCCUGGAUGUUCUGCCCCUGCCGCCGGGGCUUCGCCACCUCUUGCACAACAAACUGGGUUGGCUGCUCAAUCUCCACGGCGGCUCCGCAGACGAAAGCGCAGACAUCCCCGAACCUUCCCCGCGCUUGGCCCUCCCUCCCUCGGCCGGCCCGUCGUCCUGGGAGAGCGACUCGGAGGGCUGCGCGUCCGACCCCGAGGCCUGCCAGCGGAAGAGGUGCCGCUGGACUUGACAUCCUGCGCUUGACGCAGACAGAUGUUGCUCUUACUGCAAGUCCGAAGUACCUGCCUCAAAACUUUCCCCUCGAGUGUGUUGCAGUAUUGAAAAAAGUGAUCGGACAGGAGCGUCUUCUCUUGCCACGAGAAUGUCUCGAUUCCCAUCCCUCACACGCUAUCCAAUGCAGGACUACAAAACAAGACGACGUCAACUGUAGAUCUCUCUUGCCGUUCCUGAACAGGGGAUUUGUUUUUAAUUCAAGGACGUACUGUCGAACGUAAGUCUCAAACAUGGCUACGAUUUGGGUGUUUUUCUGCAAACGUGGGUUGCUUGAAUUGAGCCAUGUAGUGUAGCGCUUAUUCUUUGUUGCCAUGUAUGCAAAUAGCGCAAAAUCUUAAAUUAAAUGCAAUCACUUAAUCAAAAAUAAUCACCAACAUUGCCCACUGUAAUUUGGUUGGAUUAUUUGUCAGAAAAAAGAAUGAGUGGACGACUUUGGACGGCACAUCAUGAAAAUGAUUCAAAAGAAGGACCAACACGCUGGUUAUAAGUGUUACAUUCAACCGCCUUUAUUUACUGCGACAUCACUCUUUCAAUAUUUUUUUAUGUACGCAUGUUUCAAACACCGUCGUCACCUUUUAUUAGACUUAGAAGAAAGUCAUUUUUAAUAAAACACCUACAAUCGUUUUUAUUGGAAUUAACAUUUAAAACUGGAAACUCUGUACGGCACCUGGGAGGCCGGUUCCACACACAAAGCAUGUGCUAGGCCAGCCAGCUUUUCUCUGAGGUGUGCUCAUUACAGAACGCUCAAAGGUGUUUCUCCUCAAUUGGAAAACAGUGCGUUAGUCGACAAAUUAGGUCUUUCUAAUUAUUGGCUUGUUCAGAGGAUCAAUUCUACUCCGAUUCACUCCACGUCUUUGUCCUCACGAGCACUUAUUUUCAUGCCUCAAGACCAUCGUGAUGACUUAAGUUACAAUAGAAGUAUUCUGUUCUUUCUGAAAAAAAAAUGGAAUUGUUUGUUACGGUGCGGCUAUUUCCAGUGUUAGCUAAGCGACAAUUUCCUCCUGCAGAUCUGUUAGUGUUAGUUGCUUUUAUGUUUGUGGUCUUUUACACUAUUUGUCUUUUAUUGAUGCGUCCAUGCACUUACCGUUGUGUCAUUUGAUAAAAAAGGAAGAAAAGUAACAUUUUCACCUUAGUUUUAACCGAUUAUUUGAAGGCCUUUCGCUUGCUUUUUUUCAGCAAAAUGAUUUUCAGAUGAAAUUAAAGUGAAUGCUGAAUAUGCACAAA
Molecule: messenger RNA, 3061 nt
Organism: Hippocampus comes (tiger tail seahorse)
Lineage: Eukaryota; Metazoa; Chordata; Actinopteri; Syngnathiformes; Syngnathidae
Gene: spsb3a
Product: splA/ryanodine receptor domain and SOCS box containing 3a
Exons: 7
Coding region: 684-1793 (369 amino acids)
Biological process (GO): proteasome-mediated ubiquitin-dependent protein catabolic process
Cellular component (GO): SCF ubiquitin ligase complex
Molecular function (GO): protein binding
Source: RefSeq, a predicted model, not a curated record